AUGGCGCUCUGUAUCAAAAAGUUCUUACACUCUGUUGGACUCCAUAGGCGGCGAGAGAAGUAUAGUAAGCGUCUCUUGUCUCAUGAGAAACCGCCCUGUCCUCUUCCCUACCCUGAGGAACCUCCCUCGUCCCUGCUAUUGGAGCUACCUCUGGAUAUUCUGGUAUGUAUUGUACCAUACUUACCACUGGUGUCCCGGGUCUGCCUUGCACUCACCUGCAAGCCGCUCUACAGACUACUUCGCCCCGCCCUGGAUGAUGAACAACUAGCCUGGCCAAGAUAUCUGGCUAGCCCAUUAGGUUUGUGCAAAGAAUUUGGUAGCCAGCUGCACCUUCCACGGGUUGAACUUCUGCUCAAGCUGGAAGACGCCCGCUGGCUAUACUGCUGUGGCUGCCUUAAGCUUCACCCAUACAGCUACUUUUCUCAAGAAUAUAUAGAUACCCCAGCAUCAUGUGUCUCAUCAUUGGAUCGAAACUGCAACGUUACACGCGGAAUCGUCGAUUUGUGCUCCUGCCUCGCCCUAACCUACACAAACGGCGAACGGCUAAGUGAGUGGAUACAGACAGGGGCACCAAGCCCGGUCAUUGACCGUAACAUCCAACAGCAAUUCCGAUACCAAGUGCUUAAGAAUAAGAGCUGUCUUAUUCAUAAGUGCUCGGUGACAACCCAGCCCGAUGUCUUCUUAAACCUCACGAUUAUUCUGACCCUGGAAACCGGCAAAUACUUGGUAGUUACGACCAGAUACAACGUGUAUUGGGCAACACCGCACAAACGUCUAGGAGAUAUGAUAAAGGACGAUGAGGCCUAUCGACCCCCAUUAAAUAUCGAACCUGUUUUCCUCUGUCCACAAGUCCACGCCCUUGCCUGGCUCUACGGAAUCACCGCACUUACUCAGGGAUAUAAGAAUGCAUGCCGCCUCUGUGAUACAACAUUUCAUCUGCUCCUCUGCACCGAUGACGGCCUUCAUUCUGUUAUUCGAAGUGAGCGUAAUCUAGGACUUGUUCAAAACGAUCCGAAUAGGCCCGGGCGGCUGAUGCUAGGUUCAUGGAGGUGGUGGGACAGUUCUCGGAGGCCUGGGAAUCGUAUAGAGCGAUUGUGGUAUCGCUGGGAUUGA
Molecule: messenger RNA, 1113 nt
Organism: Aspergillus versicolor CBS 583.65
Lineage: Eukaryota; Fungi; Ascomycota; Eurotiomycetes; Eurotiales; Aspergillaceae
Exons: 1
Coding region: 1-1113 (370 amino acids)
Molecular function (GO): protein binding
Source: RefSeq, a predicted model, not a curated record